AUGGGUGGGUUGAAUCGAGUCUAUGAAUUUUUGAAUCCGGGUGCGAUUGCCACCGAUGCAGGGGAUGAGAGUAAUCGUUGCCAAGCACUAGUCGCUCGAAUGACUAGGAUGACUAAUUCAGAGAAAUGGCUUAUUGCCCCAUAUAAUAAUAGGAAGAUGUUUCACUGGAUGCUUGUAGUCAUCCAGCCAAGUACGCAGACGGUGGCGUACUUGGAUUCAGGCAACGACGACAUCCCGGAUGAUUUGAACUUUAUUAUAUCCACAUCGUUCACAAUGUAUAACCGAAUGGUACGACGACCUGAUCGACCUACCCAGUGGAUGACUCCUAUUUGUCCUCAACAACCUGAUGACAAACAAUGUGGAUACUACGUCAUGAAAUUCAUUGAAAGUUUCAUGGUCGUAGAAGAUCCAAUACAAUUGUUGACCCGACAAGAUAGGUUCUCCACUCCGUACACUAAUGAUGAGAUAAAUAUUAUGCGUGAUCGGUGGAUUCAUUAUGUGAAAGCGGAAGCGGAGCGACAACAGUUACCGUGUUAGAUAGUGUGUAUACAUAUACAUAUUUAGAUGAUAUUAAUUAGCGUUAGUUCAAUUAUUGUGACUAUACAAAAUUUUAAAUAUAUUUAGACGUUAGUUUAAUUGUUGUCACUAUGCAGAUUUUUACAAAAUUUAAAAAUUAAUGCAGGGAAAAAAAUUGCAGAAAAUUUGUUUUUUUUUUCCUAUU
Molecule: messenger RNA, 721 nt
Organism: Cannabis sativa
Lineage: Eukaryota; Viridiplantae; Streptophyta; Magnoliopsida; Rosales; Cannabaceae
Exons: 3
Coding region: 1-537 (178 amino acids)
Biological process (GO): proteolysis
Molecular function (GO): cysteine-type peptidase activity
Source: RefSeq, a predicted model, not a curated record